Pseudophryne corroboree (corroboree frog) is the source of this 7025-nucleotide messenger RNA. RefSeq names its product transmembrane protein 135 (gene TMEM135). The coding region runs from base 196 to 1572 and encodes 458 amino acids. The record is from RefSeq and is a predicted model, not a curated record. Lineage: Eukaryota; Metazoa; Chordata; Amphibia; Anura; Myobatrachidae. The transcript is spliced from 15 exons.
ACCAGCAGCAGCCUCCUCGUGCGCGCGCCGCGCGUCCCCCAGCCCUGUGCCGUGCGCGCUCCCGGCCUCCCCAGGCGGCCCGGGGCUUUGAACGGGAGUAACCCCGAGCCGCGCUCCCAGCAGCGGGGGAGACCUUUACCCUCCUUCCCCCCUCCCUCUCCGGCAGCCUAAGCAGCCGCGUCCCUGCACCGCAUCAUGGCGGCCCUCAGCAAGUCCGUCCCGCAUAGCUGCUAUGAGAUCGGGCACACCUGGAACCCGUCCUGCUUCACCUCCUACCUGCAGAUCACGCAGAGCGCCAUGGAGGAGUCCCUGAAGAUCUAUGCACCCCUCUACCUGGUAGCCGCAAUCCUCCGCAGGAGAAAAUUAGAUUACUACAUUCACAGAUUACUGCCGGAACUGCUGCGCUCCACUUCUUUCCUAACUGCUAAUGGAAGUCUGUAUAUUGCCUUCUUCUGUAUACUGAGGAAAAUCCUGGGAAGAUUCUACUUUUGGUCGCCGGGAUUUGGCGCCGCAUUACCGGCUUCGUAUGUUGCUAUAUUGAUUGAAAGAAAAAGCAGGAGGGGGCUCCUGACAAUUUACAUGGCCAAUCAGGCUUCGGAGACAUUAUUCCGCAUGGGAGUGACUAGAGGUUAUUUAAAGCCCAUUAGACAUGGAGAGGUCCUUUUGUUUUGCAUCACAGCUGCCCUCUACAUGUUCUUUUUCAGGUGCAAGGACGGACUCCAGGGAUUCGCCUUUUCAGCCCUGAAAUUCAUUGUGGGUAAAGAAGAAAUCCCGGCUCACUCAUUAUUGCCUGAGACCAUGUAUGCCAAAACCGGGAAGAAGAGCAAGGAGCGGACGGAGACAUCUCGGCGGUUUAAUAUCUUUUCCUUAAUAAGGAAACUUAUGGACUCAAUAUGCAAACACGGUCCAAGGCACAGAUGUUGCAAACACUAUGGAGACAACUGCAUCUCGUACUGCAUUAAGGGAUUCAUCCGAAUGUUCAGCGUUGGGUACUUGAUCCAGUGCUGCCUCCGCGUCCCGUCUACAUUCAGACAUCUGUUUACAAAACCCUCCCGGUUACUGUCUCUGUUUUACAACAAGGAGAACUUCCAGCUGGGGGCUUUCUUAGGCUCGUUUGUCAGUAUUUAUAAGGGUACCAGCUGCUUCUUACGAUGGGUGCGCAACCUGGACGAUGAGCUGCACGCUCUUGUAGCGGGUUUUCUGGCUGGGAUCUCCAUGAUGUUUUACAAAAGCACCACCAUCUCCAUGUACCUGGCGUCCAAAUUGGUAGAGACAAUGUACUUCAAAGGAAUAGAAGCGGGGCGGUGCCCGUACUUCCCGCACGCAGAUAGCGUCAUCUAUGCAGUGUCUACCGCUGUCUGCUUCCACGCAGCUGUCCUGGAAGUCCAUAAUUUAAGACCCUCUUACUGGAAAUUUCUUUUGAGACUAACAAAGGGCCGGUUUGCGACCAUGAACCGGAAAGCGCUGGACGUCUUUGGUUCCGAAGCUUCCAAGAACUUCAAAAAUUUUAUCCCCGGCCUAGACCCAAGAUACACAGUGGUGAAGCCAAAUUUACCGAUACACUUCUCCUGAGCCCCUCUCUCCUUUCCCAUGACAAAAUGUGAAAAUCAAGUGUCCCAAAUUUGAAGCAGUGCCUGGAGGGUAGCAAUGCGGGCGCUUGUAAACCUCUGCUCAGUAUUAACUAAUUCUAGCUGACCAAUACAGGUUAAUUCUCGUUGAACAUGAACAGUUCGGUAGAUUAAUGGGUGAUCCCUACUUAGAUUUAAAAUGGAGACAACCGGCCUAUUGCUUUCAUCCCUUUCAUAGUCCGACAAAUUGCUGCAAAUAAAUAGUCACUUAUAAUUGCCUACAAUUAUUAUAUCUAGCUCAUAUCAUUGAUUGUAUUUAAAACAAACUAACACCAAUUUAAAUGUCUUAAAUUCCCCCUGAGAUGUUUUGCAAACUCCUUGAUGAGGCGUAGGGAUCUUGUGCUUAUUGGUUGCCCGCUCCUGUGAUGCGGACCAAAGGAAAUAUUUGAUGAUGUCAGCUUCGCUUGUGUUUUACAUUGGAGCUCUAUGUUUUGUUGCAUUUCCCGGCAUAGUUUUUGUGGCAAAGAUUUGAACUUUAAAGGGCCAUAUCCUUUUUUAAAAUAUAUAUAUAAUAAUACCUUUCUUACCCAAUGGUUUUCAAUGUGCAAUCUAACUGGCGUUUUAGAGAUGGGUUUAUGGUUUUACAAUGGGCAAUAGAAAUGGAGUAAGUACUGUAGCAUUAAAAAGAUAGCACCCCACAAUAUAAAUGCAUGCAAAGACAUAAAUAGCAGUUGGUGCUCAUGGUAGACAAUAGAGCUCAUUAGGCUGGACCAGGGAGAAUGUGACACUUCUAUUCUAGGGGGUAAUUACUGAGACCUAAGAGGCCCUGUGCAUACCUAAACUUGUGAUAAAUCUCAGAUAGGUGUGUUGCAGCCACACCUCCUUAUUGCUACCUCCCCAGUACCAUCUCUCAUACUUCUGUCAGUCAUUGUGGUCCUCACAAUAUAUGGAGCGCUGACUCCUUCGGUUGCUGCUGUCAGACAUUGGGGAGACAGAGGACAGGGGCCCUGGAGGCAAGAUGAGAACCUCAUCUCAGCCGCCUCUGAAAUAGCCCUGGUAUGAGCCAGAAAUGUGCUCCUUCCUUUGUGGUCAAUGCAAAUGUAAACCUCAACGACCUUGGGCUGUUCCCUAUGAGACACACGAAGACAGAACAUUAUAAUUGUAUAUGUAUCAUUAAGAAGAUGGUAUAACUGUUCAGAUGCGCUGUGCAAUUUAAACGCGUUGAUGUAAAUGUAUAGUGUAAUUGCUUUCUGUUGACAUGGAGCAGGUCAACCUGUAGGUCGGGACCCCAAAAUUUGUUUUCGGGGUCCCAUUUUGUCCGAUAUACUAUACAUUCUUUUGGGAAGAACCUAUUUUUGUGUCCACUGACAAUCGGGUUUCCAGAAAGCACUACUGGAGGAGGAGACCGUACACUACAGUGUUUUGUCUUUCGUCUUCGAGAGCUUUGUCUGAGUUUACUGUUUCCAUUGUCAGCUGUAAUGACUCCAGUUGCGUUUGUGUUAACGUUUCGGAUACAAUGCAUGUUGCCAUCUCUGUUUUCUAUUUUCAUGGUAACGAUAUUAGUCAAUCUAAAGUCUCAAAGUUGUUUCCGUGUGAGAGUGAUUUGUGAACACCUGUCAUUCGUAAAAAAAACUCCUUUAUAUUACUUGUAGAAUGUGAUUAUUUUCUCUGCAUCUCUGGGCACUUGCUCAUAUGCCGUCAAUGCCCCAGCAGGCCUGGGCUGGCAUCUUGGCAUUUACCAGAAGGACCGUAGGGUGUGGGUGUUCCAGUGGGCUGUGUCUGGGCUACCAGGCUUUUGGUAAAAUGGGCCAGAUGGUCUCAGCCAGCCCACGUGGCUAAUUUAAAUGAUCAAGAGGUUUAUUUACUAAGCCUUGGAUGGAAAUAAAGUGGAAGGAGAUAAAGUAGCUUCUAAUCAGCUCCUAACUGUCAUUUUUCAAACCCAACCUGUGUCCACUUUAUCUACAUCCAAGGCUUAAUAAAUAGACCCUAUAGUCCUGAUAUGAUCCAUUACACACACUGUACUUGGGUCUCUACUGCUGUACUGGUUGCUGAUGGUACCUUCUCCCAUCACUAAUUCUCUAAAUCAGUGGUUCUCAAACUUGGUCCUCAGGACCCCACGCGGUUCACGUUUUCCAGGUCACCCGGCAGGUGCUCUAUAUAUCACCAACUGUCACAUUUUAAAAAUGUACAGGUGACCUACAAAACAUGAUCCGUGUGGGGUCCUGAGGACCGAGUUUGAGAACCUGUGCUCUAAAUAUUAGUUUACUGUCCUGCCCCUGAGAGAUCGCGUUACUACUUUGGAUUUCUGAUGUUGUCUGUAGAACAUAUGUCCCAACCCCAGAAACCAUCUCCCGUCCCAUUGCUGACAACUUUAGGAAUUGCACUCCAAUAGUCUUUAUUAUUCCAGUGACGUUCUGAAAGCUCCACCUGACCUAGCGUUAUAUAUUUACACAAGAAAUAAUCCCAUAUUCUGUAUAAUAAACAGUGUAUGUUUUAAAAUGCACGUAUAAUGACCACAUACUAAUCACGGAUUGUUUCUUGUGUAGGAUACAUCUCUAGCGCCGUGUGUCCUAUAUAUUUUAUGUCUUUUCUGUGGUUUGCUUCCCACACACAGCUGCUCUGGGUUAAUUUCUCUUAUAGCUCUUCAUAAGUUUUCCAUCCCAGUGCCGAGGUGUCAUUUCCUGUUUAUUUCCAGCAAUAGAACAGUAAGGCAAGACAGGGCUGCAUAUGACAGUGGCAGUGACAUGAUGUAAGGAUGCCACAGUCUGAGGGUUAUAUAGUGGGAGGAGCCGGAUCCCAAGCAGCACAGAGUAUAUCAGGAGAUGAGUGAUGUGUCGGUGAGGGCAGGGCUACAUACAGUAUGACAGGGGCAGUGACAUGAUGUGAGGAAGAGUAUGUAGUCAGCUGGAAGCUACAGAAUGAGAGUUGUAUAGUAGAAGGAGCAGAAUCCCCAACAGCACAGUGUAGUGACGUGAGGCUCCUAUCAGACUAGAUGAAUUGUUACCAUUUGCAGUGGCUUGAAGACCCUUAGUUCAUUUCACUCUAAACCUCACCCCCACCACCAUCUCACUUUGCAUAUGAAAGUAUCCUAUGUAUAAUCACAGGUUCUCAUACACAGCCCUCAAGGCAUCCCAACGGUCCAGGUUUUAGGUAUAUCCAUGACUCAGCACAGAUGGUUAAGUCAAAUUGACUGAGGUGCUAAUUAAGUCACCUGUUGCCAAGCAUGGAUAAUCUUAAAACCUGGACCGUUGUGGUGCCGCCACUGAGAACCCCUCAUCUAUACAAAUAAAAAAAUACUGUGUUGAUUUUCAGUACUCCAGUAAAUCCAAGCAAAAAAAGAAUCCUUCCCGGGCCGCGGGGGCCCACAUUGAAUGUACAGUACAGUAUAAACUUUCCGACAGUCUGAGCUGUAGACCAGCUUGUUCCUAUGGUUUUCUAGUUGACGGGAUAAAACAAAAACUUUUCGUGUCUCUUUAGGGAUGGUCAGAGAAGCACUUCGCUUGGGAUGUUACUGGGUGGAUUUGCAAAGUCUAAGUAGAAGGUCUGUUCAUCUGAUAACAUUUAAAUAUUGUUAGUAUAGUUUAUCCAUCUUUAAAUGCAUUAAAUGGGCUGUGCGAGCGGGUUCGGUCUGUAAUACCGGCGGUGGGGGUGCCGGCACAUCUGAACACUGAAGAGCCCAACACCGGACGGGGUAAGUAUUUUAACCCUAACCCUCCGGGGGUUGGCAGCUAUGGCUAACCCUCCGGUGGUGGCAGCUACGGUUGACAUUUUGGGUGGGGGGUUGUGGUUAUAUCUAACCAUCGCCGUAGUGCCUAAUCCUCCCACCCCCCCUGCUAACCCGUACCCUGAUACUUCACUUCGGGAUGCCGGCUGUAGGCGUUCUGCCGCUGGCCUGGAUUCCGGAAUCGGUCACAUGACCGCUGGCAUUCCGACCUCUGAGACGCCAAACCCAACCUGCUGUAAGACUCAUUGAACCUCUCUGGACCAAACCUCAUGGCUGUAGGAUCUGCCAUAGCAGACAGAGACUUCAGCCAAAAACUCUCCCAUCACUGUAGUGGGACAUUACAUGCACUGAUCACGCCCAGUCCCCCUAGUACACCCUGUAGUCACUUCUUGUACGGCCCAAUUUGCUGCAUCCACUCCACCAUUGCUGUUGGGUGGUACAAGAGAGGUCCACAGUUCGGACUUAUGAUGACAAACCAGUUUCUCAUGGUUGGGAACGUUUCAGAAAUGUGUAAGUGCUUAAAGGUGCACUAAGCCUUCUUUCCUAUGUUUGGGGGCCGAUUCAAUUACACGCGAGGAGAUUUGCGACAUAACCGAAAAUACGACAAGGAAUUCUGUGUUCAAUUCUUCUCACCCCUCUGUGGGCUGCGAGCAGAAAUAACCAAGAGAGAAAUGUGCCGCAAAGCCAUUCCUGUAGCACCGGCGGUGUAAUUAAAUUAACCAUUAGCCAUGGCGUUCAUUACAUUAAACUGAUCUAUAAUAUCUGUAUCUUAGCGUUUAUGGACUAAGGAGGUCCAACAUGUAUAAAAAAUUAAAUUUCCUUUAGAUACUGCUGUGGCAUAUUAUUUUAUUAAUAUAAAAAAAGGAUUAGUUGAAUAACUUAUGUACCAGAGGAAUUAAUAUAUGUUUUGGUGAAUUUUUAUCAAUGUCACAAAAAUGUAAGACUUUUUGUUAAUUUGUUUGAAAAAAAUGUUUUGGAUUUCUAAUAAUUAGCUUUGGUGUUAAAUCAUUUCCAUUUGUAUCAAGAACAUGUUUUAAUGUCGUGCCCUCAGUUUCACUUUUGGCCUGUUUUGCUAUCUGACCAUUUCAGUUUCAUAUUGCUGUAGUUUACAUUUUAUUUUUACCGUGUCUCGUACUGUGAGCGGCGAACCAAUUGCAGCAACCGUAGUAGUCCAAAGAGUCUCCGGAUUGUAUAUUCCUUUCCCACCUCUUGUGGCAGCAAAAUAACCAGCAGGUUAUGUGGAGUCCUCUUUUUUAAGGACCCUCACAUAGACAAGCAGUGCUGCUGCUCGGGGUGGCGAAAUGCGCUGCGGUACCCGUUUCAGAUAUUCUCACCGGGGCCCAGGAGGUUUUCGCUACGCCACUUCUUACUGUACUUGUUUUGAAAACGGAAAUGAGACCAACAUUUGUUUUGCAGGGAAUUCUAUGGCUGUUUUUUUUUCUUUUUGUUUUUUUUAUAAAUCUAUAUUUAUACAUAUAUACAUGGUACCAUCUCAUCGUCGGCCUUAUUGGUUCUCUAACGUACUGGUUAAUGACGGCUGUUAUCUUUGACAGACGUGUUGCAUUUGGUAAAUGAUCUAGUAAAUUUGGACUACUUUUACUAAUAAUAAGCUGACGAUACUUUGGCUAGCAUAAUUUGGUCUGGAAUCAGAAGGAGAGAAAAAAAGAACAAAUUCUUACUAAAACAAAUGUGUUUAAAAUGUCAAUAAAUGAUCUGAGUACAAAUACAUUUGA